AUGCUAUCAAUCGCGCGUUCUAGGAUAACCUUGGUGGUGCAAUUUGCCUUUCUCGCCGUCAAUGCCCUGGGCGUCUUCUUGAGCGCCCUGUACAACAAUCGAACCCAAGACUUGUACCCAAACAAUUCUCAUCACAAAAUUGGUUGGAUUAUUACGGCUUUUGUUUCUGCGCAAGUCUUGAUACGUUUGAUGUGGCGACAAGCGGGUGGUAUGGCGAGACGAACAGGUCGCAGCUCUGAGGGUGGACGCGGUCCCGUCUUCCACAUGAAUGACUGCUGGCAACGCGUACCAAUGCAGUACCAGGAUGGAGGAAGUCGGCCAUCAAACGAUAGUGGCCAAGGGACGGAACCUGGAACAGAGUCCCUUCGGAGUGACUCGCUUUCUACGUUGGACAUGGAAGACAUGCCACUAAAUGACCAACGAAAGAACUUUGACGGCACCGAGGCCGAACCAGACUUCCGUGAAUCCGCAGAGUUGACAUUCUUGUCGCCAGACCCGAUGCUGACAAAAACCAAGGGUGUCAUCUCGUCCCGGAUGUGGGUAUAUUCUGACUUCGUGUACAAAGUUAUAGAUCGGAUAAUUCUACCAUUUGGGUUUAUCGCGCUGACUACAGGUAUCGUAACCUUUGGGCGCUUUUUUGAAGGAAAGGCGAUAUUCAGCGGCUUAGCACACUGGAUCAAAGGGGGAGUGUUCUUUUGGCUUGGGCUACUUUCUUUGGGCCGCUGGACGGGCAGUUUCGCUGAUAUGGGUUGGGCGUGGAAUAUCAGACCCUUUAAUCUUAACGAGAAGCCUUGGUUUGCAUCGGCUGAAUUCAUUGAGAGUGCCUUGAUUUUUUUUUACGGAUCUACAAACAUUUUCUUGGAGCAUCUGGGAAGCUGGGGCGGCGGAUGGAGUUCCCAAGAUCUGGAGCAUUUGGCAAUUACCGUGCUCUUCCUAGGAGGAGGAAUUUGCGGGAUGCUUAUCGAGUCGUCCACCAUCAGGAGUCUCCUCAAUACGACUGCGUCAGGCACAGCCCCGGAAGGCAAGUCAGACGAAGAAGUAAUGAAGAGAUGGGAAUCCCCUGAUACAUACCAAUUCUCUCUCAACCCCAUACCGGCACUUGUCAUUCUGCUACUUGGUAUCAUGAUGAGCUCUCAUCACCAAGAAACAGAGAUAUCGACAAUGGUACAUAAACAGUGGGGUGACUUGUUAUUAGGGGCAUCGUUUGCUAGGGUAUUAACCUACUUUCUUUUGUUUCUCCGACCGCCCAAGUCUGUCCUGCCAUCUCGCCCACCCACGGAGCUAUUGACAUCCUUUGGCCUCAUUGCUGGUGGCAUUAUCUUCAUGGCCAGUAGCUCGGACACUAUCGAAGGCAUGAUUCACUAUCACUUGGAUGCCAUGUUCAUGUAUACAAUCACAAUGGGAUUGGUGGGAUUGUUAAUGGCAUGGGAGAUUUUCGUACUAGCCCUUAAAGGUUGGGCAACACGUAGAGAGCAGCGUACGGGUCUGCAGAGUUUGCAGCAAGGGACAUCUUGUGCGUGA
Metarhizium album ARSEF 1941 is the source of this 1521-nucleotide messenger RNA. RefSeq lists its product as uncharacterized. The record is from RefSeq and is a predicted model, not a curated record. The transcript is spliced from 4 exons. Lineage: Eukaryota; Fungi; Ascomycota; Sordariomycetes; Hypocreales; Clavicipitaceae. The coding region runs from base 1 to 1521 and encodes 506 amino acids.